This is a messenger RNA of Xylona heveae TC161, 2586 nucleotides long. RefSeq lists its product as hypothetical. Lineage: Eukaryota; Fungi; Ascomycota; Xylonomycetes; Xylonales; Xylonaceae. The record is from RefSeq and is a predicted model, not a curated record. The transcript is spliced from 2 exons. Gene Ontology annotation, molecular function: protein binding. Gene Ontology annotation, biological process: viral process. Bases 270 to 2429 code for a protein of 719 amino acids.
CUAUCUAUUCUGGGCUACUGUGGUGUAUCUGCCUGAGUUAAAACACCCUGUCAAACGUUCCUUCCCACUUUCGUCAUCCCGCAUUCUUCAAGAAGUCCGAGCAACAGCCGACCCCUCCAAUCCCUGAUACUCCACCUUUUUUUGUUUGGGAGUCCCAAUUAAGUCUCACAGUGUUCCGCAGCGCUAUAUAUUCACACAUUUUCACAUUCAGCGCUCUAGCCGGGCAUUUCCAACUAGUUGACAAUCUCUGAACUCUCUUGAACGUGACCAUGGCGUCCGUGACGUCUCUCGAUCGGGACUUGCGCAAUAUGCGCUUGUCAAAGUAUACCCCGCAGGCCGCUAAUGAGGCCCGCGACUGGAUUGAAGAAUCACUUGGUGAGCGAUUGCCGGGGGGAGACUUGCUAGAGGCUUUGAAGAGUGGCGUCGCGCUGUGCAAGUUGGUUAAUCUUGCCGUGGGUCCACCGGGUAUCAAAUUCAAGGCAUCACCUAUGCCAUUCGUACAAAUGGAAAAUAUCUCGCACUUCUUACAUGCGUGCCAAGUUGCGCCACUCAGUUUGCCGCCCCAUGACGUCUUCCUCACUGUGGAUUUGUAUGAAGGCAAAGAUCCCGCACAGGUAUUGCAAUGCAUCGGUGCUUUCAGUAGGGCCGCGCAUAACCUUCGGCCGCAAGUGUUUAAGCGCAGUAUUGGUCCGAAAGGGAAGAAUCCGGCAAUGAGCCCGCAGGCAACUGGCUCCAGCACUGGUGAGGCCGGUAUUGCAGGGCUCAGAAAAGUAGGCCCAGGUAUUGGAUACUCGAGUCCUGGCUCCCAAAGGUCUCCGGCAAGAGCAAUGAGCCCCGCUUUGACGGGAGGUUCGAAUAUCUCAAAGACUUCGGCCGAUGGUGCCUCGUCUCCUCGUGGAGUGUCUACGUGGAGCAAGAAGAGCGACGAGUUCGUCACUAAUCCGGCAUGGAAUAUUCAUCAAUACGGAUACAUGGGGGGGGCUAGUCAGGGAAACCAGGGUGUUGCAUUUGGCGCACGACGUCAAAUCACUUCUCCUUCACCGGCUAUUCCGAGCCUUGCCGAAAAGCAACGAAAGCGAGAACAGGAAGAGCAACGACUGCGGAUGCAGGCAGAAGAGGCGGAACAUAAGCGACGGUUUGAGCGAGAAGCUGAGGAGGAAAGGGAACGGCUUGCUGAAGAGAAACAUUGGGAAGAGGAAACUGUGAAGCAGCGUGAACUUGAGAGACAACAGGUUGCAGAAGAGCAAGCACGGUGGCGGGAGGAGGAAGAACGGUGGAAGAAGGAUGAAGAGCGCCGAGUCAAAGAAGAAAGAGAAGUAGAACAGCGCCUCGAAAACGAGCGAGAACGGAAGAGGGCGGGGAGCGACGCGCGACUUCGGGGCCAGUUUCUCAGCGAGUACCAGGCCGAGCGAGGCGGUCGGGCAUCCCGAUCUGCCAGCUACGACAACCCUGAACUACGCGCGGAGCGCGAGCGGGUUCGAGAUUUGGAGCGGCAACUCGAAGAAGCGCGCGACCGAGAACGAGAAUACGAACACGAUCGACACAAGCAUCACCAUCAAGAGCAUCAGCGUCACAACCUCCAAGCGCACGACCUCUAUCUCCGCGAAAAGGAAGAAGCAGAGAGAGCUGCACACCCGGCCUCUCACCUGUCCGCCCAGAAAGACAGCGACGAGGCUUGGCGGGAAAGCGAGCGUGACUAUCUGCGCAGAGAAUGGAGCAGAGCGCAACAUGCUGACCCUGAACCUGCACCACCUGCACCUCCAGUCCAUCGUUCCGGCGCUCGUUCGCCGUCCUUUUACCAUCGCGACGAUGAACCCUUGCAGCGCCGCUCCCCCGUCCCUCCAGCUCGUCCCCUUCCCAACCCUGCGGCAACGUCGCCCCCUCCACCAUCACUACCUUCCCGCCCGCUUCCGGAUCCUGUUGCCUAUGCCGCAGCAAAUGCAAACCGCAACCCCGCCAACCCCGCCGACGCUUCUUCUGACACUACGCCCAGCUCCCACCCCGCAAACGUUGGACCAAACCGCACCGAACGCUUCCUUGCGUCCAACCCUGCGCCUGCCGCUCCCAAACCACAGUCGCAUUACCCCUCUGAAAUCGGAAUGACGUCGACCUCUGAACGCGAUGCCGAGGACGCCCGCCGUGUCGCGUCACAAAACAAAACCAAGGCUGGCGGAUGGGCUAGCAAAUCUCUCCUCGAGCGUGAAAUGGAGCGUGAGCGGGAACGACAGCGCGAGUGGGAAGCAAACCAGGCGGCGACUCAAGAAGCAGCGUCUAAAGGCCAGCGCGAGGAUGGCUCAGGCGCUGGACCCGGACAGUCCUGGGACGUCAAUCAGUAUGGCUUCUUGGGAGGAGAUAGCCAGAAUCGAGGUGCAGGCGGGAUCAACUUUGGUGGAAGAAGGCAGAUUAUUGGACCUAGGCCGCCCCGUUGAGUCUGUUAGUUUGAGUUUGUUGGUCUUAUUACCUAGGUUUCUUGGACCUUUGUAAGGCAUACGAAUAUUUAUCAGGCUUGUCGGAGUGAAUUUACGCUGCGUAUCUCUUUACUCUGCCGUUCUUAACUUCCACUUCUUCUUUGUUUUUUUGUUUUUU